Molecule: messenger RNA, 2662 nt
Organism: Anguilla rostrata (American eel)
Lineage: Eukaryota; Metazoa; Chordata; Actinopteri; Anguilliformes; Anguillidae
Gene: cldn19
Product: claudin 19
Exons: 5
Coding region: 70-726 (218 amino acids)
Biological process (GO): cell adhesion; bicellular tight junction assembly
Cellular component (GO): plasma membrane; bicellular tight junction
Molecular function (GO): structural molecule activity
Source: RefSeq, a predicted model, not a curated record
AACUAAAAAAAGAAAAAAAAAAAAGAAAGCUAGUUCAAACCAAAAAAAAAAAAAAGUUAGUGAUAAGAAAUGGCCAAUUCUGGUUUCCAGCUUCUGGGGUACUUCCUGGCUCUGGGCGGGUGGAUUGGCAUCAUCUCCACCACGGCGCUGCCGCAGUGGAAGCAGUCGUCCUAUGCGGGCGACGCCAUCAUCACCGCGGUCGGCCUGUACGAGGGGCUGUGGAUGUCCUGCGCCUCCCAGAGCACGGGACAGGUGCAGUGCAAGGUGUUCGACUCCAUGCUGUCCUUAGACGUGCACAUCCAGACAUGCCGGGCACUGAUGGUGGUGUCCGUGCUGAUGGGCUUCAUCGCCAUCAUCGUCAGCGUGGUGGGCAUGAAGUGCACCAAGGUCGGGGACAACAACCCCCUGACCAAGAGCAGGAUCGCCGUCUCAGGGGGGCUGCUCUUCCUGCUCGCAGGGUUGUGCACAUUGGUGUCCGUGUCCUGGUAUGCCACACAAGUCUCCUACCAGUUCUUCAAUCCAAACACACCUGUGAAUGCAAGGUACGAGUUUGGCUCCGCUCUGUUUGUGGGCUGGGCAGCGGCCAGCCUGACCAUGCUGGGGGGCUCCUUCCUGUGCUGCUCCUGCCCCACGGAGGAGAGGAGGGGGCAGCAGUACUACCGGCAGUCCCAGCCCUCCACAGCCAGGGAGGAUGAAUUGUUGAGUGAAACUAGUUUCCCUGACUGACCACUCCCCCCUGCCUUUUUUCGAAGAUUGUCCAAGUUCCGCUCACUGUAUACCUUUCCUUGUUCCUUCCUAGAUUCAAAAUUUGGACCCUUAUCUCUUCGCUAUAGCACAUAUUGCACUCCCUAAACAUUUGUACCUUAUCAGCAUCUGAUAAUAAAGUUUAAAAUUCACACCAAGGCUACCCCGCCUCCUUAUGCCUGUCCCACCCCCUUGUCCUCUGUGUGCAUACGGACUAUUUAAAAGAAUGGUGUGAAUAGACACUUUCCAUUGGCUGCUUGGUCGUGACCAUGCUCCGUGUUGUGUGUACUACCUGUAUGCCAUUACAUCUCUGUUACCUGUGAUUGCAUCUCAUGUCAUGAUGUUGUGUGUACAGUAUUUCUUGAAUACCUGCAAUGUUGGAGAUGUUGCCUGUUUUCAUAAAAUAUACAACUGUGCUACUACUUAAACCUGAUUUUUUUCCCCCCUUUUCUUUUAAAUUGCAGACCAAAUGUAAAAAGUUCUCCAACAGACAAAGGGGAGCAGUACUUGUAGUUUGGGAGAGUUUGAGAGAGUGGGCAGCACCGCUGGUCACAAGCUGUUUAGAUUUCACAAGGCAAGAUACUUUAGGCAAAAAAAAAAAAAAAAACAUAACAGAUAAAUAAAAAUACAUAAUAAACGUGCUUUCAGAACCAGCUCAAAUGGAUUGUAUCAUUGCAGUAAAAUAUUUAUGAAAUAUGCAUCUUAGACAUACCUAUAGACCUAUCUAUGAAUAAUAAAGUCCGUAACUCAUGCAGCAGUACUUCAGGUUACCUCUAUAUCACUAUAAUAUGCAUUUCUGAUCUCCUGCUCAGCUACAUGAUAUGCAAAACUGUCCCAGUAUUGCAACAUAGCAAAUAACGCUGUUAAUGUUGUUAGGUUUGACAUGAUAUUGAUUGUAUAAAGUCGACUUUCACUUUACUGUAGCUCUCAACAUACUGUAGAGGCAGAUACUUUUAACAGUCCACCGUUUGUCUUUUAUAUUAAAUUCUUAUGCACCAGAGAUCUGCUUAUGUAAUAAUGACAAAAAGCGUAGCGCAUCAAGAACAUCUCCUGAAAAAGAAAAAUUGCCUUUGGUCCAGCUAGAUCACAGAGUUAUGUGAUUUACCGUAGAUCUGCCAGUUUGUCUGUCCAGUUCAAAUGUUGUUGUUUUUUCUCUUUGAAAUUUAAACAUUAUUUCAUUCCAUUUGUUGUAUUUAAUUCAAACUAUAAAAAAUACAAAAUGUCACAUUAAAAGUAAAUAUGUUAAUCGCGGAACUAUCAUGUAUAACCAUGCGAAUUAUAACACACAGUGAAGGAGGUGGGUGAGGCUUAUAAAGUACUUGCUACAGGUGUAUUGACCAGAUAAAGCUCUUUUUACAAGUUUAUUUGUCUCAGAGUUUUAAUAAACAAAUACACUAUGCUGUGUAAGGGUCUGAUACAAUUCAACUGCAAAGUGGUUUGUCCUUACAUUGAAUAGUCAGUGGAACGUUGUUUCCACUACAUUUCUCCAUUCUAUUACAUCUACUGCAUUAAUUGAAUCCAGCAGCAGAUAUUUUAUUAAGCGAAUAAUGAAAACAAGAACUGGCCAGAUAAUGUUCAACCUUGGCUGGCGAAGGGCCAUCUAGUGGUAAAAUAUGGUUACUGCUAUAGCCCUGUGGGAGCCAGCUGAUCAGUCAGUUUGUGAGAGAUACUUAGGUCUCUGUUUAUGCUCUCUGCAGAAUAACACUUUGUGAUUUGAAUACAUCUGGCCCUUCCUAAGAUAGUAUUGUAGGUUUACUAGAUACUUGCGAUUUCCAUGUACUGGUCUCUUUAAAUUUCUGUAUGUAAAAUGACUUCCCUUGAAAAAGGGGAGUGAUGCAUUUUAUGGACAGUGUGCUUUAUAAAAUUUAAAAAAGUUAUUGUUGUAUACAGAUUGCAUUGACAGCUUUGCCCAUCUUUU